Messenger RNA from Heterobasidion irregulare TC 32-1, 1290 nucleotides. RefSeq lists its product as uncharacterized. The transcript has 6 exons. The record is from RefSeq and is a predicted model, not a curated record. The coding region runs from base 1 to 1290 and encodes 429 amino acids. NCBI's taxonomy places the organism in Eukaryota, Fungi, Basidiomycota, Agaricomycetes, Russulales, Bondarzewiaceae.
AUGCACUCUUCUUCUUUGAUCGCUGCUCUUCUGUUCGUCGCGGCCGCUUCCCCCGCGAUCGCGGUUCCCAUCUCUCAAACUAAGGCUCAUGCUCGUGCAGAGGAACUCGAUGCUCGCAAGUUGGGCCUUGGCUCGAUCGUCAAGGAACUUGGUCUUGGUGCCCUCAGUGGUGGAGCUCUCUCCGCCUUGAACCACUUCGUCGGUGGUGACUCGUCUUCCAGCCGUCGCGACGUCAGUGCCGAGGAUGUCGCAGAGCUUAUGGAGGCUCUUCAAAAUGAGUCCGGUGACGGUGACAUCGAAGCUCGUAAGCUUUCUCUUGGUACUAUCGCAAAGGAGCUCGGCACCGGCGCUGUCACCAGUGGCGCCGUCGCUGCUCUCGCCCAUUUCCUUGGUGACGGAAGCAAGACCAACAAGCGCACGCUUGAGGAGCUCGAGGCUCGUGGCCUUGGCAGCCUUGUGGGGAAGCUGAUUCCCUCUGCUGAGGAGAGCCUCAGCAAGGUCCUCAAGAACAGCAUUGUAGGCGGUCUUGCCUCAGGUGGAGUCCUCGCCGCUGGAAAUGCUGCUGCCGGUAACAACAAGCGCGAAGUUUCUGAGCUUGAGGCUCGUGGCCUUGGCAGCCUUGUGGGGAAGCUGAUUCCCUCUGCUGAGGAGAGCCUCAGCAAGGUCCUCAAGAACAGCAUCGUAGGUGGUCUUGCCUCAGGUGGAGUCCUCGCCGCUGGAAAUGCCGUCGGCGGCAACAACAGGCGCGAAGUUUCUGAGCUUGAGGCUCGUGCCAGCAUUGGUAGCGCCUUGGGCAAGAUUCUCCCGCAAGCUACCGACGACAUUGCUACUGUUCUCAAGAACAGCAUCAUCGGUGGUCUCACUGGUGGUGCCGCUGUCGCUGCUGGAAACGCCGUUCUCGGCAACAAGCAACGCGACGUUGAUCAGACCCUUCCCUUCGACACUAUCGACAUCAACCAGCUCAAAGACAUCCUUCGCGCCUCUGUUGGUCCUGCCAUCUCCCCUGUCUCCAACGAGAAGCGCCUGGUCGACGAUGAUGAACUUGUCUCGCUCAAGAACAUCAUUGACAAUCUCACUGUCGCUGGACCCUCCGUCGUCACCCCCCUGGACGCCCGCGCAUUGGGCGCUACUGGCAAGGGCAUCCUGGGUACCGUCGCCGGUCUCGCCGCUUCGUCCUCGGUUGAGCCCAUCAUCAAGAAGAUCAAGGGUCUUUUCGGUCGUGAACUGGACACUGACUCCUUGAUCGCUCUUAACUUGCUGGCCAGCCGGGAGCUGAACGAGCUUGAUUAA